AUGUCGUCGAUGCGACCGCAGCUCUUCACGCGCGGCCUCUCGGGCCUGUCGCAGUCCGUCGACGCCACGUCGCCCGCCGAGCAGCGCGAUGACGCCAAGCGCAACUUUCUCAAGACGAUGCGCCCAUUGCCCACGCAGCACUACUGGAACGUCUACUUUGACAGGCAAUCCAAGGAUCACAAGCCCGACGACGGCGAGUACAAUGCCGAGCUCGAGCAGCUCGGCAGCCAGAUCGAGUCGGUCCAGGACUUUUGGCGCUACAACAACAACACCCCCGUCGACCAGAUCAAGAUGCGCGAGUCCAUCUACCUCUUCAAGUCGGGCUUCCGCCCCGUCUGGGAGGACCGCCGCAACCUCAACGGCGGCAGCUGGACCUUGCGCGUCCCUAAGACGGCCGGCCCGGACGUCUGGACCCGCGUCCAGCUCCUGGCCAUUGGCGAGAAGCUGCAGAGUGCCUUGGAUGAGGGCGACCAGCUGUGCGGCGUCGGCCUCUCGGUCCGCUUCAGCUCCCACCUCAUCACCAUCUGGCACCGCGACUCGUCCAAGAAGGGUUCCAUAGACGGCAUGCUCGCCUGCGUCAUGGAAGAGCUGCCGCUCGAGCUGCAGCCCAAGCCCGACAACUACUUUUAUAAGCGCCAUUGCGACCACGUCGGCUUCAAGGCCCCGCCCGGGCUCAAGGCCGGCAGCGCCGCCACGGCAAGCGCCCUGCCGCAGCCCGAGCUGAGAGUCGAUCCGCCUUCUGCGGGCUGA
Messenger RNA from Hirsutella rhossiliensis, 750 nucleotides. Its product is annotated as eukaryotic initiation factor 4E domain-containing protein. NCBI's taxonomy places the organism in Eukaryota, Fungi, Ascomycota, Sordariomycetes, Hypocreales, Ophiocordycipitaceae. The transcript has 3 exons. The coding region runs from base 1 to 750 and encodes 249 amino acids. Gene Ontology annotation, cellular component: eukaryotic translation initiation factor 4F complex. Gene Ontology annotation, biological process: translational initiation. Gene Ontology annotation, molecular function: translation initiation factor activity; RNA 7-methylguanosine cap binding. The record is from RefSeq and is a predicted model, not a curated record.